Marmota flaviventris (yellow-bellied marmot) is the source of this 2053-nucleotide messenger RNA. RefSeq names its product transmembrane protein 43 (gene Tmem43). The record is from RefSeq and is a predicted model, not a curated record. Gene Ontology annotation, biological process: nuclear membrane organization; lipid metabolic process. Lineage: Eukaryota; Metazoa; Chordata; Mammalia; Rodentia; Sciuridae. Gene Ontology annotation, cellular component: nuclear inner membrane.
UUGGGUCCCCGCGGGGCGGUAACUCCGUAGCAAGUUCAUCCUGAUCUGGGACUCCGCGCGGGUGUCUUUUUUUGCAGCUCUGGGACAGGCGGGAGGCCACCAGAUCCCGCGCUCCGGUGGUCAUUCCAGCUGGGCAGAGCGAGGCGGCGGCGGAGAGCCGGGUCCCACCAUGGCCGCGAAUUACUCCAACACAGGCAGCAGAAAGGAACAUGUCAAGAUCACCUCUGACCCCCAGCCAGGCUUCCUGGAGCGGCUGAGCGAGACUUCGGGGGGAAUGUUCGUGGGGCUCAUGACCUUCCUCCUGUCCUUCUACUUAAUUUUCACCAAUGAGGGCCGGGCGCUGAAGACGGCCACCUCGCUGGCGGAGGGGCUCUCCCUUGUGGUGUCCCCCGAGAGCAUCCACAUGGUGGCCCCAGAGAACGAGGGGAGGCUGGUGCACAUCGUGGGGGCCCUGCGCACAUCCAAGCUCUUGUCUGAUCCAAACUACGGAGUCCACCUUCCGGCCGUGAAACUGCGCAGACACGUGGAGAUGUACCAGUGGGUGGAGACGGAGGAGUCCAGGGAGUACACGGAGGACGGGCAGACGAAGACGGAGACGAGGUACUCCUACAACACCGAGUGGCGGUCAGAAGUCGUCAGCAGCAGAAACUUCGACCGAGAGAUCGGCCACAAGAACCCCAGCGCGAUGGCAGUGGAGUCGUUCACGGCGACGGCCCCUUUUGUCCAGAUCGGCAGGUUCUUCCUCUCGGCAGGCCUCAUCGACAAGAUCGACAACUUCAAGCCCCUGAGCCUGGCCAAGCUGGAGGACCCCCACGUGGACAUCGUUCGCCGGGGCGACUUUUUCUACCACAGUGAGAACCCCAAGUACCCGGAGGUUGGAGACCUACGCGUCUUCUUUUCCUACGCGGGACUGAGCAGCGAUGACCCUGACCUGGGCCCAGCUCACGUGGUCACUGUGAUCGCCAGGCAGCGAGGUGACCAGCUCGUCCCGUACUCCACCAAGUCGGGGGACACCUUGCUGCUGCUGCAUCAUGGAGACUUCUCGGCAGAGGAGGCCUUCCGUAGGGAGCAGAAGAGCAACUCCAUGAGGACGUGGGGGCUGCGGGCGGCCGGCUGGAUGGCCAUGUUCACGGGCCUCAGCCUCAUGACGCGGAUCCUCUACACCCUGGUGGACUGGUUUCCUGUCCUCCGGGACCUGGUCAACAUCGGCCUCAAAGCUUUCGCCUUCUGCGUGGCCACCUCGCUGACCCUGCUGACCGUGGCUGCCGGCUGGCUCUUCUACCGGCCCCUCUGGGCCCUCCUCAUCAGCUGCCUGGCCCUGGUGCCCAUCCUCAUCGCCCGCACCCGGGUGCCAGCCAAGAAACUGGAGUGAGGAGGCCCUGGCCCCGCCGACACCCGCGUGGGCUCGGGGCCCGGGUCCCCUCACCUCUGCCCGGCGCUACCCGCACUGUGGGCUCCGCUCCCCUGUCCUCUGCCACAGGGCCCCGGAGCCGUGUGCAUGUUGGACUUGGGGUCCUUCUGUGCACAUGUCCCCGCCCCUUGUCUUGCCAGUCUGUCGCUUUGGUGGGCAGAAGCAGCUCAGGGACAGUGACCCCGCGGGCCCUGUCCGGCUUCCUUUCCCCUUCCCUUCCCUUGGGCCUGAGACGAUGUGGAGCAGCUCCACAGAGACCUGGUGACAAAGAGCUCAGCCUGGUCAUUGUCCUUUCUCAUCCCUGAGAACAAAUGCCACGGCCCCCGUCACACCCCCCGACCCCAAAGGCAUCCUGCACUGCUAGGCUGCACUGGGUGACCCGGAUGACACUGAGGCCCGGGGAAGUGGGUGUGCCCCAAACCAGGUCUGCAGACAGGACUCCGCUUGGAACUUCAACAGAAACCACCAAAGAGGUCCAGGGGAAAAUGGACGCUGUUGGGACUGCCAUCUAUUCUGUGGCUUGGGAGAAUCCUCUUAGUGCCCAGACCUGCCACGGUCCAACUUAGGUCUUCCUCUGUUACUUCCCUCCUUCCUGUGUCCCCUCCUGUCCCAACAAGGAGGUGUCUAAGGUUUAAAAAAAAA